UAUAUAUAUAUAUAUAAGUGAGACAAAAGAGAGGUAUCAUAUCAAAUAAUCAACAAAACAAAUUAUGGAGCACUUGUUCCUCUCCCUCCUACUAGGGCUCAUGACUUUGGUCUCAGUGGGAUUCUUUGUCCUGUUCUACAAGCACAAAUCCCUCUUCGUCGGCACCAAUCUGCCUCCAGGCAAGACUGGUUAUCCAAUCCUGGGAGAAACUUUCGAGUUUCUCUCUACAGGAUGGAAAGGUCAUCCGGAGAAGUUCAUCUUCGACCGAAUGACCAAAUUCUCCUCGGACAUCUUCAAGACCUCUUUGCUCGGUGAGCCGGCCGCGGUUUUCUGUGGCUCGACCUGCAACAAGUUCCUCUUCUCGAACGAGAACAAGCUCGUCACUGCUUGGUGGCCGAGCUCCGUCAACAAAGUCUUCCCCAACUCCUCCGAGGAUACCUCUUCUCAGGAGGAGGCGAAGAAGAUGCGAAAGCUACUCCCUCAGUUCAUGAAGCCCGAGGCCCUCCGCGGCUACAUCGGCCUCAUGGACGAGAUAGCUCAGCGCCAUUUCGCAGCGGAUUGGGACAACAACGCGGAGAUUCUCACCUUCAGUCUGGCCAAGAGAUACACCUUCUGGCUGGCUGCGAGGGUGUUCGUCAGCCUCGACGACCCCAAGGAGAUCCGUAAGUUCGAGGACCCAUUUCAGUUGCUCGCUUCCGGAAUCAUCUCCAUGCCCAUCGACCUCCCCGGAACCCCAUUCCACCGCGCCAUUAAAGCCUCCGCUUAUAUCAGGAAGGAGCUCGUUAAGAUCAUCAAGCAGAGAAAGGUUGACUUGGCCGAGAACAAGGCCAGCCCUUCCCAGGACAUCUUGUCUCACAUGCUCCUCACCUGUACCGAAGAUGGCGUUUACAUGGGCGAGUUGGACAUUGCCAACAAGAUUCUUGGACUGCUCAUCGGCGGCCACGACACCGCCAGCGCCGCCUGUACCUUUAUCGUCAAGUACUUGGCUGAGCUUCCACACGUGUACGAGGCCGUCUAUGCAGAACAAAUGGAGAUCGCAAAGUCAAAGAUGGAAGGAGAGGCGUUGAACUGGGAUGACUUGCAGAAGAUGAAGUACUCGUGGAAUGUGGCCCAGGAAGUGCUCCGCCUGGCUCCGCCGCUCCAGGGCGCUUUCCGGGAAGCCAUGACCGACUUCGUGUUCAACGGCUUCACCAUCCCAAAGGGUUGGAAGCUGUACUGGAGUGCCAACUCAACGCACAAGAACCCGGAUUACUUCCCGGAGCCGGCGAAGUUCGACCCGAGCCGGUUCGAGGGGAACGGACCAGCCCCGUACACGUUCGUGCCGUUCGGAGGUGGGCCGAGGAUGUGCCCGGGAAAAGAGUACGCGAGGCUGGAGAUUCUGGUGUUCAUGCACCACUUGGUGAAGCGUUACAGGUGGGAGAAGGUCCUUCCCGACGAGAAGAUCGUCGUGGAUCCCAUGCCCAUACCCGCCAAGGGCCUACCCGUACGCCUCAUUCCCCAUCCUCAUCACCACCUUUGAACUUUGACUUUGAUCACUUUUAAUUACCACUGCCUUUUUCUUCCCUAAUUUUCUUUGUUCUUUUUUUCUUUUUUAUACUUGAUUUUGAGUGGUGUUAGUGUAUCAUAUCAUACAUUAUUGUCUUUGUAAUCUUGUAAUCUGUAAAAUUUUAAUAAAUUUUCAAAAUUAAUAUGUA
Molecule: messenger RNA, 1694 nt
Organism: Humulus lupulus (European hop)
Lineage: Eukaryota; Viridiplantae; Streptophyta; Magnoliopsida; Rosales; Cannabaceae
Product: beta-amyrin 28-monooxygenase-like
Exons: 2
Coding region: 65-1519 (484 amino acids)
Biological process (GO): sterol metabolic process
Molecular function (GO): monooxygenase activity; iron ion binding; heme binding
Source: RefSeq, a predicted model, not a curated record